This is a messenger RNA of Amphiprion ocellaris (clown anemonefish), 1297 nucleotides long. It is a transcript of the gene lgals8a, whose product is annotated as galectin 8a. NCBI's taxonomy places the organism in Eukaryota, Metazoa, Chordata, Actinopteri, Pomacentridae. The coding region runs from base 97 to 1038 and encodes 313 amino acids. The transcript is spliced from 9 exons. Gene Ontology annotation, molecular function: carbohydrate binding. The record is from RefSeq and is a predicted model, not a curated record.
CGGGUCUGUCGCAUCCUUUAAAACGUCAUCCGUGCGACGUCAGAUGAGGAAGUAAACAAACGAACGAGCCGCCGAUCGUAGCGUUUCUGCGCUAAAAUGUCGAUUUCAAACCCGAGACAGACGUUUCUAAACCCGUUGAUCCCCUUCGCUGGGACGAUCCUGGGUGGUUUGCUGCCAGGAGAGAUGGUUCUCAUCCAGGGCUCAGUGCCGUUUGAUGCUGACAGGUUCCAGGUAGAUUUCACGUGUGGCAGCAGUGUGAAGCCGAGGGCCGACGUUGCGUUUCACUUCAACCCGAGGAUUAGGAAGUCGUGUAUCGUCUGCAACACGCUGCAGAAGGAGCGCUGGGGCCGAGAGCAGAUUCUGUACCAGAUGCCCUUCAAGGCCGGGGCUGCGUUCGAGAUCAUCGUCCUCAUCCUCAAAGACCAGUUCAAGGUGGCCGUGAACGGAGCUCAUGUGUUGGAGUAUAAACACCGAGUGGACCUGGACCGAGUCGACACCAUCCUCAUGUCCGGAAAAGUGAAAAUUCAGGCUUUGGGCAUCGUGGCCCCGAGUUCAAGUGCUGUCUCUCCUGCAGCCAGUCUGACCACUCAGGACUCAGAGAUGAACCAGAUAAUUUCCUCAUCAGGCGACUUGAGCGUUCCCUUCAGAGGGCAGCUGCUCAAGGGGCUGAGCGUCGGACGCAGCAUUGCAGUCAAAGGAAAAACCAAUCAGAUCGCACACAGUUUCUGUGUGAACCUGCGAGUGUCGAGCGGCAGCGACAUCGCUCUUCAUCUCAACCCUCGUCUGAAGAAAGAGGUCUUCGUCAGGAACUCCUUCCUGUCUGACUGUUGGGGCCCCGAGGAGACGAAGUUGGCCUCCUUCCCCUUCGCUGCAGGACAAUACUUUGAGAUGAUCAUUCUGUGUGACUCUCAGCACUUCAGAGUCGCCGUCAACGGCGUCCACCAGCUGGACUACAAACACCGAGUCCAGGACCUGAUCCGCAUCGACCAGCUGGAGGUGAUGGGAGACGUCUCGCUGCUCGACGUCAAGAUCCUCUGAAUGUUAUUUUUUAGCAAUAAAACGUCAGACGUGCUGGUGUUUUCGAUCAAUAUCAUGUCUUUGAAUGUUUUACAACCUAAACCCUUGAAGCCAUAAAAUCAAGUCCUAAUGAGUUUGAACGAAACUGGCAGCCAGAAGCACAUAAAACCAUUGAUCCUCUUUAAUUUCUGCUCAAGCACUUUCUGAAACCUCAACUCAAGACCAGAUUUAUCAUGGAGAUGUUAAUUUGAGACUAAUAAACUUACUAUGUGAAGCUGUA